This is a messenger RNA of Linepithema humile (Argentine ant), 1822 nucleotides long. Its product is annotated as upstream stimulatory factor 1-like. Gene Ontology annotation, biological process: regulation of transcription by RNA polymerase II. Lineage: Eukaryota; Metazoa; Arthropoda; Insecta; Hymenoptera; Formicidae. The record is from RefSeq and is a predicted model, not a curated record. Gene Ontology annotation, molecular function: DNA-binding transcription factor activity, RNA polymerase II-specific; protein dimerization activity; RNA polymerase II cis-regulatory region sequence-specific DNA binding.
GUCCCGUGACCAGCUCACGUGAAUUUUGACAAAUUCAAACGUUUUUUUUUCCGGCGGCGAGGGAUGGACAUUUUGGAGCAGCAACUCGAACAGCAGGAUGUCAGGUAGCGUUUACGUUAAAUAUCGACCGCCUGAUUAUGCGAACACCUAUCCCUUCCGUCUCGCCCGAGGUCUCCUCAAGGUCAUCAUCACUUAGUGCACAGUGCGCACUUACUUACGCCGUAGGAUCGACACACAGGCGUCGAAUGUUGUUUAAUUUUGCAGCGUCGUGAAGGAAGACGGCGAUGGCUCGGGGAUUGUUAUAGAGGAAACGGAAAUCGUGGAUUGCGACGGGGAGCCUGUUGCAGAGGAUGAAAUGCAUUAUCAAGAAACCUUAGCAUAUCGGUUUGUUCAAGUGAAUGGUACGCCAGAUAUACAAUCAGCCAACGAGAUAGAACUGCCUGUGUCGCAACCAGGGAAUAAUACAGUGCAAGUUCUGACGUCACCUUUGAACGGACAGUUUUAUGUUAUUGGCAACGCGAACGAUGUCUUCACCACAGCCCAGGCAUCGAGAUCCUUGAUGCCAAGGGCAACCGCUUUACAGAUAGAAACCCCAAGAAAUUGUACCGCUGGCUUGAAGAAGAGGGACGACAGGCGGAGAGCAACGCACAAUGAAGUUGAACGUCGGCGUAGAGACAAAAUAAAUAACUGGAUUGCAAAGUUAGGUAAAAUCAUACCCGAGUGUAAUCCUAGUACUACUACGACUGGCAGUGGCAGCAGUGGAGAAGGAAAGACCAAUUAUGAAACUCAGAGUAAAGGAGGCAUUUUGGCAAAGGCCUGCGAAUAUAUAGGAGAACUGCGCACAGCUAAUCAAAAUCUAAGUCAAUGUUUACGGGACAACGACAAACUGCGGCAAGAAAUCACGGCGCUAAAACAAUUAGUUGCCCAAUUAAAACGUGAAAAUCUCCAACUCAGAUCACAAAUAUCACCCUCGUCAUCGGCCACUAGUACUGACGUUGUACAUUUGAGUUCGUAAGCUUCCUCUAAUUCAUGAGUUAGUAAUUCUUUCUGUACAUACUAGGAUUUAUGAAUGUUAUCUUACCAUAUAGGGGAUCCUAAAUUUUCGUUCUCUUUUGUGACAACUUGCACCAAACUUUAACAAGUUUUCAAAUAUUCCGACUUCCUUGUGCAAAUAAAAUCAGAUGCUUUUCUAAUGAAAUAAGAUUUGUUCUUUAUAGCUGAACUGGCUGCACUAGAACUAGACUAUUUUUUUUUCUCCACGUUGGAAACAAAAAGAUAAACUCUGAACUAGUGCAGCCAGUUCAGCUAUAAAGAGCAGACUUAUAGUCAUAGCUACACGUUCAUGCUUUUAUAAUGUCAAUGCUACAAGUUAAUCUUUUAAUUUAUUAAAAUUAGCAUCACUUUUUAUUUGGCGAGUAAAAACAAAUUUUCAGCUUGUACAAAUAAUAUCCAAAAAUUUCUUUAGAGUUAGAAUACUUUUAGUGUAUUUUUUAAAGACAUUUUUUAAAUAAAUUGCACUAUCAAUUUCUGCACUUGAUCAGUUUUUAUAAUACAAUCAAAAGCAUGACGACAAAGUUGGAAAAGAUUAUUUCGUUUUAUUACGUUUAAUUAUUAUUUUAGUGAAAUACAAAUACGUCACACAGAACAAUUGCAUAUAAUACUUGAAAAAUCUUAAUCUCGUAAAUUCUCAGAAAGAAAAAGGGAUCGGAUUGUUCAUAUCAAUCACACUAUUAAUGUACAUACAACAUAUGCAUUUAAUUUAUAUAUUUACUAAAAGAAUUUUUGGAAUUUUAGAAAUAUAUAUGUAUAUCAUAUAUUGAGU